CUUCCAUGUGUCCUUUAUGUUUCCAUAAAGUACAGCCAACAUGUGGACGGAGAAUUCUUUUCACUAUAUUCCUGAUUUGUUCCAUUUCGCCAUUUCUAAAAAUGCCUUCAUUGCCUCCUGUGGUCGUAUCUUGAGGCUACACCGCCUCCAAGGUCUCUGGUGCUCCUGCUUUGUUUCAUCCAUACAGAACAAUGAAACACAGCUCAGUUCUGUUUUCGCUGCUCCUUCUGGGGACGUGCUCGGCUCACACCUAUCAAAAUGUGGCCUUGCGUGGAAAAGCGACCCAGUCAGACCGGGUUACCAUAAAUGGAGCUGCCUACAAUGCUAUUGAUGGAAACCGUGAAUCUGACUUCGGGGCUGGAUCAUGCACCCACACCGAGGAACAGGCCAACCCCUGGUGGAGAGUGGACCUGCUGGAGUCCUACAUCGUCACCUCCAUUGUUGUCACCAACAGAGGAGACUGCUGUGCAGAGAGGCUCAAUGGGGCAGAGAUUCACAUCGGCAACUCUUUACAAGACAACGGUGCUGCAAACCCAGUGGCUGGUGUAAUUCCUCAUAUCCCAGCAGGCAGGUCUUUAAAAAUGACCUUUACCAGACUUGUGGAGGGACGUUAUGUGACUGUGGUUCUACCUGGUUUAAAAAGGGUCCUUACACUCUGUGAAGUGGAAGUCUACGGAUACCGCGCCCCAACUGGAGAGAAUCUGGCGAUCUACGGAAAAGCCACACAGUCGUCAGUGUAUCCGCAUGGGAUUGCGUAUAAUGCCAUAGAUGGGAAUCGUGCCACCUACUGGAACCAGGGUUCUUGUACUUACACGAACCAAGACUUCAACCCCUGGUGGCGAGUCGACCUGGGCAAAACCCACAGAGUGUUUUCUGUUAACAUCACCAACUACAGAGAUUCUAACUUACAACUUGUUGGAGCUGAGAUCAGAGUUGGAGAUUCUCUUGCAGACAACGGCAACAGCAAUCCCAGGUGUGCUGUGAUCUCAAGAAUCCCUCCAGCUUUCACUGAAGGCUUCCAGUGCAACGGGAUGGACGGUCGCUACGUUAACAUCGUCAUUCCUGGAAGAGCCGAGUUCUUGAGCCUGUGUGAGGUGGAGGUGUACGGCUCCAGACUGGAUUAGGUCCGGGGAGGUUUAAAAAUUCUAACAGUGACAUUAAAUUACAUUGCAGAUGUUCAGCUGAUGAGCAUCAGUCUCUCCGGGAUUGUAGCAAUUAACUCUGAUUUAGCCAACUGCUGUAAAUCCUGCACAACUUAGCAAUUAGUCCAUUCAUUUUCUGUGAACUUCUGCUCAGCACCCCUGAAGCUCACCCUGAGCUGAACCCUUUCCUGCAGCACAGGAGGAAAAUUUUAACAUAUUUCAUAGUGAGGAUACUCAUUAUUUCAAACGCACGACAAAAUUUACCAGACGACUUAAGAUCAUUUGGCACAAACUGUAUUAAGUAACUGUUAGAGCUUUGUGACUUUACAAACUAUAAAGUGUCACAACUCCUGCUGAGCUGUUGUUGGCACACCAGGCUUUCCCUCACCCGACAGUGAAGGUGCAGGGCACAUGCUGGUCUCACUCCCAUCAGAUGCUAACACUACAGCAGUGUCUGCCUCAUCUGUAGUGUUAGUUCAUCCUUGUUACUGGUGUUCAAGCAUAAAAUGAGGUCAGAGAUGUGUGUGUUUAAUACAGUGUUCAGGGUUGUUUGAAUUCCCAUUAUAUUCCCAUCUCAGUGAACAGCUCUCUGGCUGUGUUGAACUCUCGGCGCUGCCUCAUCGUUUCCACUGAAAAAUCCUUGACAGUCUCUCUAUUUUGAAAUUUACAGAAGAGAAAAAGAACCUCUCUGUGUUGGUUUGGUUUCAGUGGUGCCGGAGACUGAUCCAGGCUGAGCUCCAACCACUUUGGCAACAUGUCAUGAACAAAAUCCAGCAGUAGUCAAGUACACUCUGCACCUUUUCGUGAUACUAAAACACAUGCAAACUUCUCCUCCUGCUAUAAUUCUCCAAAUUAUCGAUCUUCAUCUCCAAGUAUGUUAGCUGUUUGCAGUCAAAGCCACUGAGGGAUCAUGACACACUGCCUUGCCCUAAAUAAAAUAAAAAGCCAGUUUUAAAAAUAAAAAGUAUUGUAUUGGUAUCGAUAUUAGUGAUUCUGGCCCUGAAUUAUCGCCAGCCUGGUCUUAUUCAGUAGUGGUUGAAUACUGCGGCUUUGUCAGUGAUUUGGUGUCAAGCCACCUUUCACAGCACUAUAAUACGCUGCCCGGUGGCGUCAGUUUGUAACGCAGCCAAACACAACCUUUCAUGGUGCUAUGGUAUGAUGCUGGUCGGUCAGACGGCAGCUGUAGUGGCGGUAUGAUAUGUCACUGGACAGCAUCAGCUUGAAAUGCUGCCAGUAACAACGCAAUAUAAGGAUCUGAAAAGUCCCUAUAAGGCAGACAGGAGUGGUGGUGGAUGGAUCCAACAAACCCCGGACUGUAAUCUGGGAGAUCAGUGUUCCCUUCCUGUAUGAAUGCAGAACCAAACCAUGAUGUUUUUUUUCUAAACUUAAACAUGUGCUUUUGGUGACAUCCUGGCGUUGGUAGGGUUGUACCGGAGCGUCAACAGCGGAUGCAGGAGGAUAUCUGGCAUGUGACAUGUAGACGUGAACAUCCACUGACAAAGCGGCGAUAUGUGACGACUAGAGAUGAGAAUGUGUUGGUAUCACCCACCCCGACAGAAUGUGUUCCUGCAGCUAUGGUAACAUCUCAUUUCAUUGUAGAGCUGCAUGAGACUACUGCUGCAGGAGUGUGAGCUCCACACCUGGGAGAGAGUCACAGUGACAGGGCUAACUGUUAGCUAACGGCUAAUGUUACCACACAGGUUUAACAACAGAGUCAAGCUGUUUCUGUGUCAGUGUGAGUUUUUCGGUCUUUUUAAUGGCUCGGUGUUGGAUGUUUGCCGCUGCUGCUGUGUUAGCUGACACUAACCGGGCAGAGAGAGCAGAAGGAGAGCGGCUCACGUAGACGGUCCUUCAGCGCCGCCUCAAACAGAUAACUGUAAUCUGACUGGCCAAAUGUUAUGAAUACUGACUAACAGGUUAACGUUUGCCUAUUCUACAUUUCAUGCGUAUUUAAAUUCUCAUUUAUAAAAAAUGUGGCAUUGUGUAAAAAAGCGCACCAUCAGACCAUAAAGGCGACAUGUUGCUAAUUCAGCUGAUACAUUGCGAUCAAUCAUUUUUCAUACAGUUAUAUUCAUCCAUGUCAAUCGUCAUCAGUGUGUGCAGAGAACAAACAUGUCCAGCACUUCAGUUAUAUUUCAAACUAUUAUAGACCUUUUCUCUCCUCCUCUGUCUCAUGUGGUUUCACUCAUUGUUUGUUUGCCUUUUCAACAUCAACAUAAUUAACCUAACCCUUACCAAUUUUGCUCACUCCACUUAUGUUCCCUACUCUGCAUUGUCUAUGUAGCUGCUUAUGUUUUGCUGUUUUGCCUCUGAUAACUGUUUCUGUUUUUAUUUUGUAUUAUGAUGUGUUUUUAUUGCACAGUGU
Messenger RNA from Epinephelus fuscoguttatus (brown-marbled grouper), 3507 nucleotides. Its product is annotated as fucolectin-4-like. Bases 192 to 1124 code for a protein of 310 amino acids. The record is from RefSeq and is a predicted model, not a curated record. The transcript is spliced from 6 exons. Lineage: Eukaryota; Metazoa; Chordata; Actinopteri; Perciformes; Serranidae.